Capra hircus (goat) is the source of this 2882-nucleotide messenger RNA. RefSeq names its product centrosomal protein 44 (gene CEP44). The record is from RefSeq and is a predicted model, not a curated record. The transcript is spliced from 13 exons. Gene Ontology annotation, cellular component: spindle pole; centrosome. NCBI's taxonomy places the organism in Eukaryota, Metazoa, Chordata, Mammalia, Artiodactyla, Bovidae. The coding region runs from base 472 to 1629 and encodes 385 amino acids.
UUGAAGGUCCUGCCGCGGUGCUCCGAAUACAAACGGUCGGCGCGAGAAGCGCGCCCCGGGAGCGGCGUCGCGCCGCAAGGACUCGGUGCUGGAGGCUGGGCUCCCGGGGUUCUCGGGUUGCAUAUGCUACCACCUCCUUUGCCCUUCGGAGCCCUUUCUUUGCUGGGCCGUUCUGGGUGAGCGCGGAGGAGCCGGCGGGGCUGCUCCCGGGAUUUGGCGGGGGUCGCCUCUCUUCCCUGCCCUAACCGAAGCCCUGGGAAACAGAUCCCAGCUGUACUUUUAUCAUACUCUUCUUCAGAAUAUUUAUUCUACUGGUACAGAAGAGGAUGUGUUCCAGGGACAUACUUUGUUGUCAGAAACUCCAUUAGCAGAGUGACUUCAUUUGAGAGGAGCAGCAUUCCCAGAGGAUUCAGUACUCAAGGUGAAAAAUUAGAUAAUUUUCAAAGCUGGAGUCGAAUCAAACGUUAAAUAAUGGCAACAGGUGAUUUAAAAAGAAGCUUACGGAACUUAGAACAAGUGCUUCGCUCGCUAAAUUAUCCUAGAGAGGUGGAUUGUGUAGGUUUGGUAAAAGGAGAUACAGCAGCCUCUCUGCCCAUCAUCAGCUAUUCCCUUACCUCAUACUCACCCUAUGUAGCAGAACUUCUGGUCGACUCCAAUGUUGAGCUCCUAGCAAAGAAUGACUUACGCUUCAUAGAUACUGUCUAUAAGCUUCUUCGUGAUCAGUUUAAUUAUAAACCAAUCUUGACAAAAAAGCAGUUUAUCCAGUGUGGAUUUGCAGAAUGGAAAAUCCAAAUUAUAUGUGAUAUUUUGAAUUGUGUGAUGAAAAAGCACAAGGAGUUGAGUAGUCUUGAGAAGACUCCAUCACAACAAAGAAAAAAGACCAGUUCUGCCAAGUCAGAACCUUGUUCAAGUGCUGAGAAGACAUCUUCUGAACCUGUGGGCAUUGAUGUCACUGGCAGAUAUGUGACUUCAGGAAAGAAGAAAGCUGUGGUGAUCCGACAUCUGUACAAUGAAGAUGAUGCUAACAUUCCUGAAGAUACAGUAACAGAUGUUAACGAAGCAUUUGAUGUUUGUGACUUAAAGGCUGCUGAAAUAACAAUUCCUGAAUUACAGGUUCCUGACAUUAACUGUGAACAACAAGAUAUAAAAGUCAAUCCUGAGGUUGCUGCAUUACAGUCUAUGCUUGCUGAAUGCCAAGAAAAGCUUAAGAAACUGACUUGCAUAGAGAGUAGAUUAGAAUCUUUGGAAGAAAAAAUGAAAGGGAAAGUGAUGGUGAAUGAAAAAACCUGGGCUAAUCUUCUGAGUCGUGUCACUCUUCUUGAAACAGAAAUGCUUUUAUCUAAAAAGAAUAAUGAAUAUAUAGAGUUUAAUGAGAUGAGUGAAGACUAUGCUUCCAGUAGUGACAUGGACAGUCUCAAUCCAGAUAGAAAAAGCAAAGAGGAAAGGCAUGCAAAUAUUCCUUUAUCCUUUGGUUAUAGUACGGUGUCAUCAAAUUCAACUCCCAGAACCUCAACUGUUAAUUACUGUGGUUUGAAAGAGAUCUCAGAGGAAACAACAAUGCAGAAAAUGGAAAGGAUGAAAAAAAUGUUUGAAGAAACUGCAGAGUUACUGAAAUGUCCAAAUCACUAAUUAUAGAAUUGUCUGCAUGAACUUCUCUAGGACUUUGGCUACUGUACAUGUUGUAUAUUUUAAAGAGUUCUCUAUGCAAUUUCAAUACACUGGAAUGUUCUUAUUAGAAUUUGAAUUCCAUUUGGUAUAUUUGCUUUUUGGUUCCAUAUUGAAUAAAUACUUAAAUAUUUUUGCGCUUUGAUUAUACUGCUUUACUGUUUUGCUAUUAGGACAGCUAAGGUGCCAGUACACUUCUUUUAGAGCGUGAAGUCAUUCCAGCACUAUGUUUUUGUGUCGAUAUUUGUUGGCAGUGUGCUAAAUAAUAUGUUUUUUAAAGUACAGGCUUGAGGACCAUGGUUUACAUCCUGUUGGAAACGCUCCACCUGGGACUUGCAUGUUGUCCCUAGGAGGCUCUCAUACCUACCAUCUUGCCAUCUGUACUAACGAAUAUGUUGUAAUGAAAAUUUGAAAAUACUCAUUGAAGUUUAAAUAAAUGUACAACUGUUUCAUGCGCAGUCAAAAGGCAGCAGCACAUUUUCGAUUAAUGUUGAGGAAGUCACGGCAUGAUUCUCCUUUUGUGUUUGGCAGCAAGUUGGACAGUUGUGAAAAAUGUGUUGAGUGUUUUAGUACUCUAUUCUGUAACACAUUUUAAGACCAGCAGCUCAGACACAGAUGGUGGCCGUUCAGUAUUACAAGAUACACAAUGAGUAUUUUUGUUUGUUUGUUUUUUUAAAUGAUGGGAAGUUAUAUUCUUUUUGAGAGAGAAAAUGAUCUUAGAUGAACUUAAAGAAAAGUGGAAUUCAUUUUAAAUAACUAGAUGAAUUGUUUUAUUUACUCAUAUGUUUAUAUAAUGUAAUUUGAUAUUUGCCACAUGUGAAACAUUAAUAGUAAGUUAAAAUUCUAAGUAUAAGUAACCUAAAAAAUACUUUUAUUAUUCUAAUACAGGGACAUGUGGCGUCAUCAUACUUUAAAAUUAUGAACUUUUGAAGUUAGCAUACAACUUUGAGUUUAGUAGUUUCAGUAAAUAUUUCUAGAAUUAAUGAAUUCAUUCAGCUUUAUUUCUUUCAUUUGCAAAAAGUUAUAAACCAAGAGAUUAUGAAAAACCACUUUAUCAAUGAAACUUCUAAAAAUUUAGUAUCCGUAGGCAUGGAAUUGUAGCACCACCUUGUGGUUUAUAUGCUGGUAUUUUAUCUUUUAUUAAGAUGUGUGGUUUCCUGUAAAAUGUAGGAUCUUAUUUUCCCUUUGAAAAAUCAGAUUCAAGUUUUAAAAAGAAA